Messenger RNA from Emys orbicularis (European pond turtle), 594 nucleotides. RefSeq names its product RAP2C, member of RAS oncogene family (gene RAP2C). Gene Ontology annotation, molecular function: GTP binding; GDP binding; GTPase activity. The transcript has 2 exons. Gene Ontology annotation, biological process: Rap protein signal transduction; negative regulation of cell migration. The coding region runs from base 1 to 552 and encodes 183 amino acids. Lineage: Eukaryota; Metazoa; Chordata; Testudines; Emydidae. Gene Ontology annotation, cellular component: plasma membrane. The record is from RefSeq and is a predicted model, not a curated record.
AUGAGGGAGUACAAGGUGGUGGUGUUGGGCAGCGGCGGCGUGGGCAAGUCCGCCCUGACCGUGCAGUUCGUCACCGGCACCUUCAUCGAGAAGUACGACCCCACCAUCGAGGACUUCUACCGCAAGGAGAUCGAGGUGGACUCGUCCCCCUCGGUGCUGGAGAUCCUGGACACCGCCGGCACCGAGCAGUUCGCCUCCAUGCGGGACCUCUACAUCAAGAACGGGCAGGGCUUCAUCCUGGUCUACAGCCUGGUCAACCAGCAGAGCUUCCAGGACAUCAAGCCAAUGAGGGACCAGAUUGUCCGAGUGAAGAGAUAUGAAAAAGUUCCUCUAAUCCUAGUGGGGAAUAAAGUGGAUCUGGAAUCUGAGAGGGAGGUCUUAUCUGCAGAAGGCAGAGCUUUGGCUCAGGAGUGGGGCUGUCCAUUCAUGGAAACAUCGGCCAAGAGUAAAACCAUGGUGGAUGAACUGUUUGCUGAGAUCGUCAGGCAAAUGAACUAUGCGUCCCUGCCUGAAAAACAAGAUCAGUGUUGUACAACUUGCAUCGUCCAGUGAGAAAAAAUAAAGAAAAACCUCAAUCAUGGCCAUACAGAGCAG